Messenger RNA from Pimephales promelas (fathead minnow), 2246 nucleotides. RefSeq lists its product as uncharacterized. The record is from RefSeq and is a predicted model, not a curated record. Lineage: Eukaryota; Metazoa; Chordata; Actinopteri; Cypriniformes; Leuciscidae.
CACGGUCAGCUGAAUAGCCUCCUCCUCCUUUUUCUUUCCAACCUGGUGGCACAGGUUUGUCUCACCUUAUUUCGGAAGCACGGAAGAUCAGAAGUCAGCAGGAACAGCGUGCAGCUGUGAAAACUGAUUCCCAGCAAACAAAUCCCCCCUCAGGCCUCUGUCGCCUGACACCAUGAAUAUCUCACUUGAGAACCCCUACGGAGAUGUCGCCAUCCCUCGUGCCAAGUUGCGGGAUGAGGGUGACUCCAGCACCAUCAUCAUGAACCCAAUGGCGUUAGAGAGCGCCUAUAACAACCGUAAUUCCGCCUCAAACCCCUACAGCAGCUUCAAAACUCCAGGGGAGAUCAACACCUCGGGCGUUCCGGUUUACGGAGAGGCCAGGAACGGCAGCCAGAACCCCCCUCCUUACAACAACCAGCCAGGAUACACGGUGAAGGAAAGCGACGAGCAGGUGGGACGCUGCUACGCCUGUUGCUGCCCGUGCCGGAGGAGGAAGUAAGACCAGAUGAUGUUAGGAACCAUUAUUCAGCCUCCCAAAUUUUGAAAGCCAUAUAGUUCUAAAAUGACUGGAUUAUAUGGAACCUUAGCCCUGGACACCAUACUGUGGUUUGGACAAAACAAGAGCUGACCUUCUGUGCCUGCACCGAAACUUGUUAUAUUAAAUAUUUACUUUUGGAUUACUAUGUCAAACAGUGCUUUGUUCAAUUGGCACAGUUAAGUUUGACUGGAUUACUCUUUGUGGACCACUUUGAAGUAGCCUUACCUAUGUGUGCCUCAUACAAUGGCAUGCUGAGAUACUCCCCUUCAUUCUAGCAUUACCCAUUUGUUCACUCACUCACUUAAACUAAGUUUUUUGAAUAAUGUUGUUGUUAAUGGAGUGCUUCUUUAAAUUAUAAUGACACUGAACUGGUGUACACAGAGGUGAGGCUCUCUUCACAAUACGUCCUGGUGGGCUUCAUUUGGUUUUUGAGCCACACCCUGACGUGCCGUCAGACACAGGUCAGUGAAACUUGAGGAAGAACUCUCAUUCUUUUUCUAAAGAAUAUACAAAAGGACACUAUCAUCUCUUCCUGCACAAGGAGUGUUGUGGCAUCCGAGUUUCUACUGAACAAGCUUUUCUGGUUGCUGUAGACACACUUCUGACGCAUUGUGUCUAUUGGUUAAGCUGCCAAAGAGACAGUUCAGUGGAAGAUAAAACUGUUCUAGUACUGAUAUUAUUUUAUCAUAAGUAAUAUUAUAGUUAAAUUUAAUAAAAUGGGGCAUGACUGUUUUUUUGUCCAUAAGACUGAGCCUGACUACUAAAAUAUGCCAACCAAAAAUGUUUUAGAUGUCUGUAUUAUAUGUUAGGCACGUUGAUCAAUAUAUUUUUUGAUACAUAAAAUCACUUUUGUCUCCAUAAACGGUUGUCUUUUUACUUAAUAACUUACUCGCUGCUUUUGACGAGGUCUUUGUGACGUCAAAUUCUUUGUAGCUGAGUAAAGGCAUAUACGCGGAUGAACCGGUUUGGGAUGCAGUGGCCUUAGAGCAAGUUCCUGGAACAACAGAUAGUCACAUGGAGUGUAGAACAGCUUGUUAAUAGGUGUAAUUUAAAGAUGCUUUGUGGAAUUUGUGCUCAGGGUUAUAUACUGCCCACUAUUGAUAUACAGCACUGUUCAAUUAGAUUUCUUUAGAUUUAUUGUCAGCAGCAUAGUGCCAGAGUCAACAGGAAAUUAUGAAUUCAGAGGGAAUCACUCACUAUUUAAAAGUUAAAAACUUUAUCCAGUUUUUAUGUUAUUUUUUUUAAAGAUAUUUGCUCAAUUUCUUUUUGUGUAAGACUAAGAAAUGUUAUGUUUGCUAUCAAACUGUCCCCCUGUGUGUUCCCAUACACACAGUGUUGGAUGCAAUUAAUUACUCUUAAUUUUUAUGUAAUUGCAUUAAAGUUGGUUCAUAAGUUCACCCAAAAAAAAUUCUCAAAAAUUUACCUCAAGUUGUUUGAUUCGUCCGCGUAUAAAGGCAUAUACGCGGAUGAACCGGAGAAGAUAUUUUACAAAAGAAGAUAUUUUUAAGAAUGUUGGAUCCCAGACAGUUGAUGGCACCCAUUGACCAGUAGGAAAAAAAUACUAUGGAAGUCAAUGGCUACCUGGUAUCCAACAUUCUUUAAAAUAUCUUCUUUUGUGUUCAUCAAACUCAUACAAAUUUGGAACAGCUUGAUGGGAAGUAAAUUAUGACAAUUUUCAUUUUUGGGUGAACUAUACCUUUAAAUACUG